This is a messenger RNA of Astyanax mexicanus (Mexican tetra), 5369 nucleotides long. RefSeq names its product smoothelin b (gene smtnb). Gene Ontology annotation, biological process: actin cytoskeleton organization. Gene Ontology annotation, cellular component: filamentous actin; microtubule organizing center. The transcript has 20 exons. The record is from RefSeq and is a predicted model, not a curated record. Gene Ontology annotation, molecular function: protein binding. NCBI's taxonomy places the organism in Eukaryota, Metazoa, Chordata, Actinopteri, Characiformes, Acestrorhamphidae. The coding region runs from base 526 to 3414 and encodes 962 amino acids.
GAGAGAUAGAGAGAGAGAGAGAGAGACCAUACUAACUGUGUAGUAUAAACUGAAGCCUGUAUCUGUCUCAGUGUUAUUUUAAACUGGCUGAUCUACACGGAUCUACUUCUCUCUUUCUCUACAGCUCAGCUGAUCAGUAACGGGUAGUCAGUUGUCAGCUACUGGAUACAGGACCUCAGUAUAUUACAGGACCUCCACAUACUACAUCUACAGGACCUCAGCCGGUGGGAACACUCUGAACUUGAGACUGUUUUGAGGAUUUGUCUGAAUGUUUUACUGGACUUUCAUCAGAGAUUUUCAACAGUAAAACCCAGUAACCCCCUCACUGAAGACCCAUACCGGCGUUAGCAGUGUGCUGAUUCCCGUGUUUAAGGUGUUUUAGCGCUUUACUGUCUGUAUUCACUGAGCAGAAGCUAACAGGCUAACUUCACUGAGGGGAGAACCUCGCCACAGACAGACAGACGGACACCGGCAGCUCAGUUCCUCUCUGUGGAGAAAGGAUUUCAGGAGAUUUCUGCUCUAAGAAUGACUGAUAAAACCUAUUCGUCGCUGGAUGAAACGUCCCUCCGGAAUUUGCUGGAUGGCACUGUGGAUAUGGUGGAACGUCGCCUCAUCCGGACAGCUAUUCGGGAGCUGCGCCGGCGAGAGAUUGAGGACAUGGAGGCUGCGCUGACCAAUAAACGCUUCAGACGUGCUCAAGAAAACAGACAUGAAGAUAAAGAAAAUCAGCUCCGGCCUGAUUUGACUGCAUCAUUAGAUUUGCUUUCCCGGAAGCUUCAGGACAUUCAGGACAUUGAUGAGCUUUCUGCAAUGCUGCGUGGUACCACAGAGUAUGAGGAGAGGAAGCUUAUACGAGCAGCCAUUCGCCGACUGAGAGAUGAGGAGAUUCAGGGUGCAUUAGAGAAGAUACAGUUAACUGGACGACAUUUGGAGCAACAACCACGUCCACAGAUAAGCCUGGACUUGGAGGAAACACAGAAAGAAGGUGUGGACAAAACAGAACGCAUUGAGACAUUUCACAGCCAAACUCAGAGCAAAGACGUACUGAGAACAGGUUCCAGCUCUGACAUGGUGUUAGUAUUAGACCCGCUGGUCAGAGAGAAGGUGUCAUGCCCUUUGACCCUUCGUGCUGAGCGUGACUCUGGCUCACCCUCCUCUGAAGUCAUUCCCUCUUACCGGAGCCGCUCUGAUUCUGGGGAGUCCAACAGGAGCCAGGAUGCCUCACAGCGCAGACGGCUGGAUUCAGGUGCUUCAGAUCGCAGUCGUGUCUGCUCAAGGUCCAGGUCUGAGUCAGAUACAUCUGAGCAAAGUGCACCAGCUUCAGGAUGGGCUGUGGGGGUCGAGCAAGGAGUGGGUGCAUCCUCACUAAACACGGAUAUGGAAGCUGAGGCCAACAGCCACGAGCCGAGUAAGACUGUUGACCCGUGCUCCACCACAGCUGCUGGUGUGGAUGCUCCUGAUGGGGCUGUAAACUCUAAGAAGAUGUUAAAUGGCACCAGCUGUACACCAAAGGACAGCCCUUUUCAGCAGAAGGUUGCGUCACGCUCAGAAGCUUUGUAUUCUCUGAAGAAAGAUGCAGUAUUUACAACCAAAACCUCCCCCUCCCAGCCGAUCAACCGAGCCAGUUCAGUUCGUGACCGAGUGCGCAGAUUUGCAGAACCUGCAGCGAUCUCUAGCCCCACUAAGGAUGUGCAAAAAAACACUCAAGGAGGACCCUUCUAUACAAAGACAUUUGGCACAGCGACAGCCACUUCAGCCCACUCUGAGAGUCAAGAUGCAUCUACAUCCCGUCCUUCAUCCUGUCUGACCACCACUCCAGGCGGAGGGGGAAACCUCGGCAAAGGCCUGCCUGCCCAAUCGGAGACUCUGUACAGCGUCCAAUCGUUAGGAGCGGUGGGCGGGCUGCACAACUCCUCUGAAAAUGUCAGGAGUGCAUCCUACGUCUUAGAAGAGGAACAGACUCCUGAGGGAAAAGCACCUACCAGGACACCGGACCCCCAGGGAGAUCCCGAAUCCAACAUGAAGACUUUCCUCACAAUUGAGAUCAAGGACAGCAGGACCAUCGCUCCUCAAGCAUCUGCAUCUUCCUCCUCCGCAACGACCAGCAUGAUGCCCCGACUCAUAACUGGUUCCUCUGGACAGAGGACAGAGCUGAAACUUGGUCUGAGGCCGACACCAUUCAAGAUCACCAGCUCCAGCCUCAUGAAGGGACCCUCCAUUAAGAUGGACACGGAGCCUGGCUUUACAAUCGAACCUCCCGUCCAGACAGCCAGUGAAGCCCCAGCUGUCCCUAAUGGCUCAUCAGUGGCCCAAGUGAAAAGUGAGGUGCGCAGCAGCAGAGCGCUCACGUCUGAGCAGCUGGAGGCCAUAGAGGAUGAGGAGCUCCUGGACAGAAUGCUCGAUGAUUCCAAAGAUUUUGAAGAGCGGAAAAUGAUCAGGGCUGCUAUGAGAGAACUCCGAAAGAAAAAGAGAGAAGCCAGGUUGGGCUGUUCUCAGGAGGAGCUAGACCAAAGAGAGAAGGAGCGUGAGGUGCGUCUGCUAGAGCUGAGGCAGCAGAGAGAGGAGAGGAGCCAGAAGGCUCGAGGAGGUCCGGGAGCUGGGGAGGUAGUGAUGAAGAAGAUUGAGAAGUCUGCAGAUGGCUCCACCAUCAGUGAAAUCACAAAAACCAACCGUUUCGCCCAGUCAGAUGAUGGCAGCAGGGUGUCCCGUAGCACGAUCAUGGAAAGCACCUACACACAGAAGUCUGACAGAGGGACCAUGCAAACUAAAUCUUAUAGCUACUCCUCUUCUUCCUCCAGUUCCUCCAAGAAGGUUGGAAGCGUGUUUGAUCGCGAGGACGACACCUCGCGCAGUGGAGGCACCAUGGCUGCGCUGGAGCGCAGGCAGGCUGAGCGCAAGAAGGAGCUCAUGAGGGCUCAAACGCUUCCCAAGACCUCAACCUCUCAGGCCAGAAAAGCCAUGAUUGAAAAGCUGGAGAAGGACGGUGGAAGUUCGCCAGCUGUCCAGAUAAACAAGGUCCAGCGCUCCACUAGCUUUGGUGUACCCAAUGCUAACUCCAUCAAACAGAUGCUGUUAGAUUGGUGCCGAGCGAAGACUCGUGACUAUGAGAAUGUGGACAUUCAGAACUUCUCCUCCAGCUGGAGUGAUGGAAUGGCGUUCUGUGCUCUGGUGCACAACUUUUUCCCAGAGGCCUUUGACUACGCUGCCCUCAGCCCCAGCAAUCGCAGACAAAACUUUGAGGUUGCCUUCAAAACAGCAGAGGCCUUUGCUAACUGUAUGCCCCUGUUGGAGGUGGAGGACAUGAUGAUUAUGGGCAAGAAGCCAGACUCCAAGUGUGUCUUCACCUACGUGCAGUCGCUGGUCAAUCACCUGCGUCGAUACGAGAUGACCUGUCGAGCCCACUCAGACCACUGACCGCUUUUCUGACUCUGGCACUCCUCUCAGGCACGGCGCGGACAUCCGAAGGCCCGUUCCACACUCCACACUGUGCUGAAAGAAAGAACUGUUCCCUUACUGCUUUACCUUCAGGGCUUGUAGUCUUUCCCCGGGUUUCCACUUUAUCUAGCCAGUGUGUACACCAGUGUCAGGGGACUCUAAUAAGCCAUAUUUCUGUACUUUAGGACAUACCCAUGUCCUAAUGUUUAAAAUAAAAGAAGCUGAUUCUAUUAAGAAAAAAAGCAGUAAGUUUAAUAUUAAAUCCCUAGAGUUCUAUGCCUAUUUUACUUCUCUCGUGCCAGUGGCAUAAAAGUGAAUUGAAGUGGACUGCCUAAAAAAAACUUUAAUGGUACUUUUUUGCAUCUUAGCGGAAGUCAGAUCUGCAUGCUUCACGUGUUUACUUGAAUUCAUUUUUUGUUUUAUUGUUUUUAAGCUUAUCUAUAAGGAACGAGUGACUGACUUUGGUAUGCGCACUGGUAUACAAAUAUAAUUUUCACUGCUUCUUCAUUUGACAGUUCAAACUCUUUUAACUGCAGCUGAACAUUUAACCACAUAUCUCUGUUUUAUUCACUGUCAACUGUUAAUUGGUACUCAGUUGUAAUGUAUAUUAUUGGCUUUCAAAAAGAAUGUACAGAGGAAAGACAUUGGCAUAGAAUUACAUGACCAUUCAUGCACAAGUCACAAUAGACAGUAUAGCUUAUGUAUUCCCCUAAUUUAUGGAUCAUUUUAAGUUUUUUUUUUUUAUAUAUAUAUAUAUUCAGUAUUUAACAACACUUUGAAGCUAUUGCUAUCUUUUGUUGCUGACAAAUGGGUCCUCUGUCAGAUAAGUUGUCACCCUGUUUAUAGGGUGUUUGUAAUUCUUUAGCAUUUAUUUAAAUUUUAGACUUAGAGCCUACUGACAGAACAGUCCAGUAUUUUGAGCUGAAAUUAUGUACAAGAUUUUAAAGGAUUAUAUUUAUAUAUUUAGGACUUGAUCUAGUUUGUGACUAAUUUUGGUUUUGGAUUAGGAAUUGGUUUAUUUAAAGAAAUAAGAAGAUGAAGUUUGGGGCAGAUCUCAAAGCUAUAAUAUAUAUGGUAAGUAAUGAUUUGUUUAAUAGGAAUAGCUUUUAAUGGCAUCAUUUUAAACAAAUGAACUGCCUUGCAGAAGAAAACUAACUUUAUUUAAUUCAAUUUUUUUGAUCUAUUUAAAUGUAAUAGCACCUACUAGUGUUUAAUUUUCGGAAAUGUCAUUAGCACAGGUAAUGACAGGUAAUACUUUCGAAGAGUAUUCUGCUAAAUAACCAAUGUAAAAUCACAAGCAGUGUUUCACAUUUUUCUAGAUUUCUAUUAAACAAAGGUCACAUUUGUGAUUGAACAUGUCCUUGUGUAUGCUGGUUCAUUUUACGUUCUAUACAUCUUUAUCAUUUUCAUUUUAUUUACUAUGUAGUUUAUUUAUUGCCUUUUUUUUGUUUGUUUAACUGUAGCCAAUAGUGGAAGUUAGGCCUCUCCCAUAACUAGCAUUCGCACCACCUCACAACAAUGCUAGUUUGUGCAUUUGUGCCAUGCUGUUGUGGAAAGGUGAAAAAGAAGCCUACUGUUUUUCAUUCCAAAUGAAAAGAAACAGCAGUGGAUGGUUCUUUGACUAAUGUAGAAAUUCUAACUUGUAGGCCUAUUGACCUGUUCAAAACCAUAUCACUGCUCUACAGUCACUGCAUUGUGAAAUAACUUUCUUUUUAAGAAUAAAACACUCACUAAAAAGCUCAUUAAGGCAGUGAAGAUACAAUUCUAGUCCAUAUUGUAUUUAGUGCAAAACUGAAUUUGUACAGAAAGAAAAUCGACUGGCUUUUAGGGGCCAUCAUGUUUUAUAUGUUUGCACAGAAGAAUAUUGUUCACUCAGCAUUUCUGUACACUGCACGAAAAUAGGAAUUGACUAUUAAACCCCUAUAAGAAAACAA